GGGAUUUUCAAAUAAGAAUCAAAUAAAAUAAGAAUGAAGAAUCAUUAUUUUCAGCUCUUUGAUCAUUAAAAUCUACAGUGGAUGCAUCGUCUUGGCGGAUGAAUGCAGUACUUGAAUUCAAAUCCUAAAAUGAGCAAAUUAUUUAUAUUUAUUCGAUUGUAGUAAAUUUUGCAUCGAAUGCAUUAAGUUUUACAUCAGAUGCAAUAAUUUUAAUGAUUCUCACGUUCUUAAGAAAAUUAUAGUAAUUUUUGCUAUAACCACACUCUAUAUAUAAAUCUAGUUUCUCCUUCAAUCAAUUAAUGUAGGCAAAUACCUCCAUACACAAAGCCUAUUAAUCCAGUCUUGAUCAGUCAUCACCAUUGAUGGAUAUCCACAAAGCUUUCCAUAUGAAGGGAGGAGUCGGCGACAACAGCUACUCCAAGAACUCUUCACUUCAGAAAAGAGUGGCUGAAAGGUUGAAGCAUAUAACCGCGUGGGCCAUCGAAGAAGUAUUCAUGAGCGAGAAGCCCAAGAGCUUAGGCAUGGCGGACCUGGGGUGCUCGUCGGGGCCCAACGCUCUGUCCAACAUAAAACAAGUAGUGGAGGCGGUGGAGAAGGCCAGCCGCCGCAUGAGAGAAGCGCCGCCGGAAUUCCGAGUGUACCUAAACGAUCUUCACAGCAAUGACUUCAACACCAUAUUUCAGGGGCUGCCCGAUCUCUACAGGGACCUCAAGAGAGGAGGCACAAAUCAGCCGCCUCUUUACAUAGCCGCCUGCCCAGGCACAUUCUACGGCAGGCUCUUCCCUGACCAUUCCCUGCAUUUCGUCUAUUCCUCCAACAGCCUGCACUGGCUCUCUACGGUCCCAGCGGGCAUCUACGAGAAAGAGGGACGGUCGAUGAACAGAAAGAGCAUUUACAUAUCGGAGAGAAGCCCUCCGGUGGUGAGGAAGGCAUACUUAGAGCAGUUCCAACACGACUUCUCGUUGUUCCUCAAGUCUCGCUCACAGGAGCUCAUCCGCGGUGGCCGAAUGCUGCUCAUUCUCUUGGGAAGGACCCUCUCCGACCACGCCCACUGCGCCAAUUCUUUCCUUUGGGAGCUCCUCUACCAGUCUUUAGCACAUCUCGUUGCUCAAGGUGAGAUUGAGGAGGAGAAGCUGGAGAGCUACGACGUCCAUUUCUAUGCGCCGUCCAAGGCAGAGUUGGAAGAUGAGGUGAGGAAGGAGGGUUCGUUCAAGACGGAGAUGGUUGAGAUGGUUGAGAUGAGGGACGAGGACGUGAGCGGGAGCGCGGUGGCCAAGGCGGUCAGGUCCAUUCAAGAAUCCAUGUUGGCUCACCACUUCGGGUUUGGGGAGCCCAUCUUCGACAAGCUCUUCCACCACUACGCCCUAUUGAUCGAUCGAGAAUUCGCCCAACGCCAUGUUAAAUCCACUACCGCUCUCCUCCUCCUCACCAAGUUAUGACCCAAUAUAAUCUUUAAUUUCUAGUCCUAUAAAGCUAUGCAAGCUUCUUGUUUCAUCGCUUAUUUCGCUUGUUUCUUAUUAGUUUUAGAAGAAACUGAACGGUUUUUAUCUUCUCAACUUGAAAGUUGGUGUUAUAUACGUAUAUCGGUAAGUUUUAA
Molecule: messenger RNA, 1597 nt
Organism: Salvia miltiorrhiza (redroot sage)
Lineage: Eukaryota; Viridiplantae; Streptophyta; Magnoliopsida; Lamiales; Lamiaceae
Product: probable methyltransferase TCM_000336
Exons: 4
Coding region: 363-1439 (358 amino acids)
Biological process (GO): methylation
Molecular function (GO): S-adenosylmethionine-dependent methyltransferase activity
Source: RefSeq, a predicted model, not a curated record